AUGCUCUUCUCAUCAGUUCUCGCUCUUGCCGUCGCGCUACUCGGCCCGGCGCCCGCGGAUGCGUUCGAUAUUAUAAAGGGCGACUGCUACGAUUCUCUAGACGGAUUCGUCCAUGGCUUCAACGAACAGUGGCAGGCGGCGUCGGCAUGCUCGACUCAUUGCGUGCCGUUGGGAAAGCCGGUGAUGGCGAUUAACGGCUCCGAUUGUUGGUGCGCCGAUACGUUACCCGCGAAGAAGCACAAGGUGGACAUCUCGAAGUGCUCAAUGGUGUGCCCCGGCUAUGGCCAAGAUAUGUGCGGUUCAGAAGAUGGGAAUUAUUUCUCCACAUGGAACGAUGGCCUUGAUAAGACUAUCAAGAAUGCAGAUUCAGUGGCUGAUAGUUCUCCUUCAUCUAAAACAUCACAGCCAGCCGAGACCACGGCAAACAGCCCCUCUGUGGUUACAAAUUUCGUCGGAGGCCAAACUGUCAUAGUGACCCAAUCACCCGCAGCCAGUAAAGACACCGGCAGCUCAGGCCCAAACGUAGCCGGCAUCGCCGCAGGCGUCGUUGUCGGCGUAGUCGUCAUCGCCGCAGCGAUCGGAGGGAUGUGGUUCUACCUGCGUGCCAGGAAUCGUCGCGAGCUGGAGGACGCACACAGGCGCCAGGCGGCCAUCAACGCCUUCGUCAAGUCACCGAGUGACGCGCCCGCAUUCGACACCAGACUCGAGCCAGCUAUCAUGCGUAGGAUGAGCGCCGGCAGCAUCGCGGAUAACCAGGACUACUCGAGGAGAAUCCUCAAGGUCACGAACGCAUAA
Pseudogymnoascus verrucosus is the source of this 795-nucleotide messenger RNA. RefSeq lists its product as uncharacterized. Bases 1 to 795 code for a protein of 264 amino acids. Lineage: Eukaryota; Fungi; Ascomycota; Leotiomycetes; Thelebolales; Thelebolaceae. The transcript has 4 exons. The record is from RefSeq and is a predicted model, not a curated record.